AUGUCUACCAAUACAACGAACAGCACGGUCCUUAUCGCAGGUGCUGGACUCGGUGGACUGUGUCUCGCCCAAGCUCUAAAAAAACAUUCAAUUCCCUUCAAAAUCUUCGAAAGAGACUUGAAACAAAACUUUCGAGCCCAGGGUUAUCGUCUCCGCAUAUCCGAAUUCGGCAUCUUAUCCCUUCAGUAUGCCUUGAACGACGAAAUAUGGGAUCUUUUCGAAAAGUCUGCGGCUUUAUUUGAAGCAUCGAGGCCAGGAUCACGCAUCAACACCUUGACUGCUGAGCCACUGACUCAGGGUGCACUCGGUGGAGGACCACCAGCAGGCGCGCAUGGUAAUAUGACGCCCUACACAGUGGACCGCACGACGAUGCGCGACGUCCUUCUAACGGGGCUUGAAGAUGAGUUGCAGUUUGGAAAAGUCGUGACCCGUUAUGAGGAAUCUGCCGAUGGGGUGACCGUGUAUUUUAAUGAUGGCUCGUCCGAGACCGGCGCGUUUCUCGUUGGUGCCGAUGGGGUGAAGUCGACCAUUCGUCGACAGUUGCUGCCAGACUACCCAUAUCUUGAUACCGAAAUGAGAAUGCUGUUUGGAAAAUCACCCAUGACAACAGAACUCAAGAGCAAAUUUCUCGACAAUGCACAAAGCGGGAUGUCACUGUUGUAUGACGACGGUUCUAUGGACAAUGGACCAAAAACAGGAGUUCUUGAGGCAAUCAAGUUUCCGCAGGGUAAGGCUGUGGCACAUAUAUCCCUGCCAGACGACUAUAUCUACUGGGUCCUGGUGGUUCGCAAAGAGCAUAUGCCGAUUCCAGACGCCGAGGUUCUUCGCUUGGAUAACGAGGCGUCAUCAGACCUCGCGCUUUCGUUGACGGAGAAAUGGCAUCCUCGCGUCCGGGCUAUCAUUGAGCUCCAGGACAGGACACAAACAUCGACACUGAGAAUGAGUUCGGUUGACCCGGAAAUGCCAGAUUGGGAGGCUACAGGCAGAGUUACCUUGCUGGGCGACGCCAUCCAUGCUCUUCCGCCAACGGGCGGUGCUGGUGUCAACACGGCAUUGCGUGAUGCAGCAGAUCUUGCUCGAAAGAUUUUCCAGGCUGGCGGCAGUGCAAAUAUCACACGGGAUAUUGUUGCAGAGUAUGAGACGGGUCUGAGGGACUUUUCUAGGAAAUGGGUUGCUAUGAGCUGGGGGGCUGGGCAAAAAGCUUUUGGUUUGAAAUCGCGAGAGGAAUGUGGAAAGCUCAUAUUCUAA
Molecule: messenger RNA, 1248 nt
Organism: Talaromyces rugulosus
Lineage: Eukaryota; Fungi; Ascomycota; Eurotiomycetes; Eurotiales; Trichocomaceae
Exons: 1
Coding region: 1-1248 (415 amino acids)
Molecular function (GO): FAD binding
Source: RefSeq, a predicted model, not a curated record